CGGCGAGGGAAGUGUUUAGGGAAGUUCUCGAGUGCAUGUCUAAUAAAAGUGGAGUGGAACGCAGCCCGGAAUUUGUGUUUCAGUGGGAGUGUCUUUACUUUUUGAACAGCCCUCCUGUGGACACACAUAUACUGACUAUGCAACUAAAUUGAUGACGGAUUGGAUGUUUGUAUAAUAACCUUCAGGUGAGAAAGAGAAUCCUAAUGGAGAAAACCAUUCAACUCGCAUAUUCUAAAGACUGCAGUAAAUAUAAUAUAAAUGAAGUAUAAUCAAACUAGUGUUUAUAGUAUAAGUUUGAAUAAUUGUAGCCGUUGUUUCCUGAUUCAGUGUACUCUGACAUGUUUUACUUUCACUGAGGUUCGUUUGUCUGCUCGUACCUGUUGUUUUGCCGAUACUUGCUAAUGUAUCGUUUCAGUGAGACGUCACGACAUUAAGUUAACACUAUAAAAUGUGAUUUAGAUUUUUAUUUUAUUAUAUUAUUUUUUGCGUUCAAGGUAAGGUUGCAUUGAAUCUGUUCACAAACAUGACGUGGAAAAAAUGAAAACAAAACUAGAUUCUAGUCAAAAAAACUGAACUAGAUGUACAGAAGGUGGAUUUCUUUCCUUGUUGUUCCUAAAUCUACAACUUUAACCAUUAAUAAACGCUUACUUAAUGUGAUAUAUGAUCAUAUUUAAAAAAAACACACACACGAAAACUCCUCUAAAAAGAGCCAGCCACAUUGCUACCGAUUGUGCAGAAACUGAGCAGAAAUGAGUGAUUCUCUCCUUAACCCACUGACCGUCAUAUGUACGGGAUCCUGCUUUGCCUUCUCUGGACUGUUUUAUAAACUGUACUGCGAAAAAAAACUAGAAAUACAGAAGCUGAAGGAGAUACCCAACUUCCAAGCAGACCAUCACCUGCUCAGGAUUCUGAAUGCAUCAUCCAACAAGAGACUUAAUUAUGUUGCUGUAGAAGGAUUGGUGCAGGCUGUUGGAGAGCCCAUUUCCAGCCAGUAUGUUCCACGGUGUUAUGGUGUCAUCCAAAAGAUUACCGUGAACGAGCACUGGAAAUACUGGAACUCUCUUCUGAAGUCAUGGGUCUCCAAAAAAGUGAACAAGAAGCAGACCACCAACACAGUGCCCUUCAGCUUGAUCCAGCCCGGAUCAUACAUCAGUGAGGUUUCUGUCCGCGUGGACUCGCCUCUGGAGGCGUCCGGUGAUUACCUCAAGCAGGUGCACAAGCGCCUCAGGCAUGCUAAAGAGGGGCUUGUAGAUGUUGUUUUGCAAGAAUUGAGUGGGGAGAAGCCUGUGGCCCAAGAAGAGCGAGAGGAGCUGCUGCGUGUGGGGGUGUCCCUCACAGGAUUCGGCGAGCUUGUGCUGGAGCAGGAUAAGAUCAUGAGAUUACAACCACCCAAAGAUGGCCGCAGCUAUGUCCUGAUCCCCAGCGAUUAUAAGAGCUUCAUGCAGCGACAUGAGAACAGCGCUAACAUGUGGAAAGGGCUGACGGCUCUGUUUGGAAUAACAGGGUUUACACUCUUAGCGGCUUUUAUUCAUAGUAGUCUUAAGGAUAAAAAAACUAGCUGACUGUAUUAUGAAACAAAAUCAUGCACAGAAUUAUGGAACAAAAUAACGCAACUGUUUUUGAUUUUAUUGUAGAGUUUUGCUAGUGAAAAUAUUUUUCAAGCCUAGUACACUCCAAGUGAUCCAAACUAUCCUUAUAUCAGUCUUUCUUUUUUUUUAUGAAUCUAAUAUUUCAGAUAUCUUAUGUUUGAAUAUGUCACCAAUAUUAAAAGCCAUUCACAACUCA
Molecule: messenger RNA, 1785 nt
Organism: Megalobrama amblycephala (Wuchang bream)
Lineage: Eukaryota; Metazoa; Chordata; Actinopteri; Cypriniformes; Xenocyprididae
Gene: mul3
Product: mitochondrial ubiquitin ligase activator of nfkb 1-A
Exons: 5
Coding region: 750-1562 (270 amino acids)
Biological process (GO): protein ubiquitination; organelle organization
Molecular function (GO): ubiquitin-protein transferase activity
Source: RefSeq, a predicted model, not a curated record